AUGCGACUUUGCUGCAAUUUCUGGGCUGCUGCCUUGAUUCUGGCCACGGCCUCCUCCGGGCUGAGACCACCGAGAUCCUACUACCGGAGGAGUUACUUCAGUGCCCUGGCUCCGGGAGCGGGACAUGGACACGGAUCGGGAUCGUCGUCGAGUUCACUGCCUGGACCCGUGAGACUGGGAUCUUCCGGCUACCUGCGAUCCGAUCUGCAGACGAACGAGAGCAAACAUCGGCAUGUCAGCAAAAAGUAUCCCAAGAAGAGCCACUACAGGCCCUACGGAUCGCAAGAAGAGGAUGACUACUCCGGCGAGCGCUACAAUUCCGCAGAGUACUCCGCAGAGUCCUCCGUCCAGGACAGCCGGGAAUAUUCCAUUGGCACGCAAAUCCGCGUCCAGCAUCCCAUUACAGUGCCCAAAAAGGCGAGUAGCUCGGGAUCUGGAUACCCGAAGCAGCCCAAGUAUGUGACAGCGAUUCCCUACAAGGCCACUGGCUAUGGCUCAGAUGUUCACAUUGGUUCCGCAUCUGGAGAGGAUGUGGGUCCUCCGCCCAAGCGCUCCAAGUGGAAUCCCGUGCAGUACGAUGCGGAAGUAGAUCCCUUCCAUUUGGUGCCCCCACCAAAGGCCACCGCCGCCUCCAGCAGUAAUUCGUAUAGUGUCUAUGAGGCGGAUCAUGAUGACUACGAGGUGGCUCCAGUGCCGCGACCAAAGAGCCAUGAUCGUUACAAGAAUGUGGCCUCCAAAAAGCAGAUCGAAGCCUAUCUGGAGGACCAGCAGAAGCUCUUGGAUGAGGCCAUUAAGGUGCAACUGCUGAAUAACCCCAAGCUGCAAAAGUUCCUCAAGGCACAGGCCCAGGAGCACGAGCACGAGUCACGCCCUGACCUCGAAAUCGAAGACUUUGAGGCCUUUCCGCCCAAUUUUUCGGGUCCCGGACCACUCCGAGGCAAGUACUUGGAUCAUCCACCUCAUCCACCAAAAGGAUCUCGAUCCCGACGGCUUCCACCCAGCGUUGAGCUCCACCGUCCACCCAAAUCCAAGCCGCUGCUGAAGCCCAAGCGAAAGUAUCGAUCGACGGCGCUGGUCAUCAAUGUGUAA
Drosophila kikkawai is the source of this 1089-nucleotide messenger RNA. RefSeq lists its product as uncharacterized. NCBI's taxonomy places the organism in Eukaryota, Metazoa, Arthropoda, Insecta, Diptera, Drosophilidae. The record is from RefSeq and is a predicted model, not a curated record.